Molecule: messenger RNA, 1981 nt
Organism: Mus pahari (shrew mouse)
Lineage: Eukaryota; Metazoa; Chordata; Mammalia; Rodentia; Muridae
Gene: Slc38a4
Product: solute carrier family 38 member 4
Exons: 16
Coding region: 111-1754 (547 amino acids)
Biological process (GO): amino acid transmembrane transport
Molecular function (GO): amino acid transmembrane transporter activity
Source: RefSeq, a predicted model, not a curated record
CUAAAAAGUUCAGAUAAGUCACCUCUGUGACAGGGGUCUGCCAUCCCAAACAGUUCAGGAAAGACGGCACAGGACUGGAUAAAUAAUUAAGGAAAGGGCUGUGAGGUCAAAUGGACCCCAUGGAACUGAACCACGUCAACAUUGAACCCGACGGAGACAGCUGCAGCGGGGACAGUAUUCAGGACAGCUACACCGACAUGGGAAACUCUGACAAGGAAGCCAUGAACAGCCAAUUUGCUAAUGAAGAUGCCGAAAGUCAGAAGUUCCUGACAAAUGGGUUUCUGGGAAAGAAGAAGCUAGCCGAUUACGCGGAGGAGCACCACCCUGGAAUGACUUCCUUCGGAAUGUCCUCAUUUAACCUGAGCAACGCCAUCAUGGGCAGUGGGAUCUUGGGCUUGUCCUAUGCCAUGGCCAACACGGGGAUCAUCCUUUUCAUAAUCAUGCUGCUUACUGUGGCCAUACUGUCGCUCUACUCGGUUCACCUUUUGCUGAAGACAGCCAAGGAAGGAGGGUCUCUAAUCUAUGAAAAAUUGGGCGAGAAAGCAUUUGGAUGGCCUGGGAAAAUUGGAGCUUUCAUCUCUAUUACAAUGCAGAACAUUGGAGCCAUGUCAAGCUACCUCUUCAUCAUUAAGUAUGAACUGCCUGAAGUAAUCAGAGCAUUCAUGGGACUUGAAGAAAAUACUGGGGAAUGGUACCUCAACGGCAACUACCUCGUCUUAUUUGUGUCCGUGGGGAUCAUCCUCCCGCUCUCUCUCCUUAAAAAUUUAGGUUACCUUGGCUACACCAGUGGAUUUUCCCUCUCGUGCAUGGUGUUUUUCGUCAGUGUGGUGAUUUACAAAAAAUUCCAAAUACCCUGCCCUCUGCCCGCUCUGGAUCACAAUAACGGAAAUCUGACGUUCAACAACACGCUUCCGAUGCACAUGAUCUCGCUGCCUAAUGACUCGGAGAGCACGGGUGUGAACUUCAUGAUGGAUUACGCUCACCACAACCCUGCUGGGCUGGAUGAGAAGCAGGCCGCAGGGCCCCUUCACAGCAACGGUGUGGAGUACGAAGCCCAAGGUGCUGAGAAAUGCCAGCCCAAAUACUUUGUGUUCAAUUCCCGGACGGCCUAUGCGAUCCCAAUCCUGGCGUUUGCUUUUGUCUGCCACCCUGAGGUCCUUCCCAUCUACAGUGAGCUUAAAGAUCGAUCCCGCAGAAAGAUGCAGACGGUUUCCAACAUUUCCAUCUCGGGCAUGCUCGUCAUGUACCUUCUCGCGGCCCUCUUUGGCUAUCUGAGCUUCUAUGGGGAUGUUGAAGACGAGUUGCUGCAUGCUUACAGCAAAGUCUACACAUUUGAUACGGCUCUUCUCAUGGUGCGCCUGGCAGUCCUGGUGGCAGUGACACUGACCGUGCCCAUCGUCCUGUUCCCGAUCCGUACUUCGGUGAUCACACUGCUGUUUCCAAGAAGACCCUUCAGCUGGCUGAAGCAUUUCGGGAUCGCCGCAAUCAUCAUCGCACUCAACAACAUCCUGGUCAUCCUGGUGCCUACCAUCAAAUACAUCUUUGGAUUCAUAGGGGCUUCUUCUGCAACUAUGCUGAUUUUCAUUCUUCCGGCUGCGUUUUAUCUCAAGCUCGUCAAGAAAGAACCUCUAAGAUCACCCCAGAAGAUUGGGGCUUUGGUCUUCCUUGUGACUGGAAUUAUUUUCAUGAUGGGAAGCAUGGCGCUCAUUAUACUCGACUGGAUUUACAACCCUCCGAAUCCCAAUCACCACUAAUCCCGGGGAGACGAUUCUCCGAUGGAAACGGCUGAAAUUGUCUUAAGGACAUUUUAGUUGUCUUGAUUGGGAUGUUAGUCUGAGGAAUUAACAAGAUUCCUAAGACGUUUUUCUAGUUCUAUCAUGGGAUACUUGUGGAAGAGAAAAAUUAUGGGUUUUUUGGGGAAUGGUUUUGUUGGGAAUGGUGAAGGAUGCAUUAAAAUUCUGUGGCACACAUUUUAACCCAG